This is a messenger RNA of Durotheca rogersii, 1277 nucleotides long. RefSeq lists its product as uncharacterized. The coding region runs from base 49 to 1179 and encodes 376 amino acids. The record is from RefSeq and is a predicted model, not a curated record. NCBI's taxonomy places the organism in Eukaryota, Fungi, Ascomycota, Sordariomycetes, Xylariales, Xylariaceae. The transcript has a single exon.
CUCCCCUCCGCUCCCCCCCCCCCCCCACAUGUAAUUCCCUCUAUCACCAUGAAUUGGUACUGGGGAUCAACGGCGACGGCGACGGCGCCCGCUCCCGCCAAGUCCGAAGGCAAGAAGCUGAGAAAGAAGCUCCAGAAGAUUGGGAGCCAGCAGCGCUGGUUCCCGACUCUUGGCCAUCACGACACGAAGAAAGCCGCGGCUGCUAACGCCGCUGACACGAGCAAGAGAGCCAUUUCCGAGAUUCCUAACCCCGACGACGGCAAAUGGCUUGAGCAACUUCGUAAGAGCGGUUACCUCUGCCGGGACUCCGCCCCUCCCGUACAACAGCCACACGACCGCAAGCCACUGAUUAGGCACUCCACAUGUCUAGUCCCCGAGCUCGCGCAUCUCACCCUAGAUGAUGCGAGGUCCGGGAGGCCAUUAGACCGGAGAGCAUCUUGCGCGGUGCCCUCGUUGUCGUCUUCUGUUACUAGGCAGUACGCGAAGACGCCCGUGCACCGCAUCGGGCAGUUGGAAGAUCGCGCAGGGCGGGAUCCGCCUGCCCUUCGAAAGGUCUCGAGCAUCGAGCAGAUUGCCGAGUCGUACCGGGAGUUGCUGAAGUCGAGCUGUGCUAUCCUCAACGACACGCCCGUUGAGCCUCCUUCGCCGCUACAUCUGAGAGAGCCUUACCACGCUGACGUGAGAAUCCGUGCCGGCCACGAGACCAUCCACGAGCUGCCCGAGGUACUACCCCUCGCGAUGGGGUCGCCCACGUCCGACGACGGGACGCUGGUAGCGUCCGACGCGGACUCGGCCAGCCUCCAGCGGCGACGCUACUCGCCGGAGCCGGCCUCACCGCGCGAGAAUCGCCUGCGGAAACGGCCGGCCGCUCCGCUCCGGAAGCCGCCCUCGGUGAGCCCGAGCCUCCAGAUCUGCUUCGACUUGCUGGCGCGAGAACUGUCCUCGGCAGCCAACGGGUCGUCGCUCCGGCCCAGCGCCGAGACCUCGGCGCUGCAGGUAUGGGUCAUGAUCGAGGCCUACGAGAGGCUGCGGGACCAGGUCCUCGAUAUGCGACUGUCCAGCGACCAGGAGCACUCGCUCGACGCCAUGAUUGACACCUGGCUAAAAGCGUUGUACGCGGUCCACGACAAGAUGAUGGGGCACGACGGGGCCAUGAGCGAGAGCGACUACGGUGACUAAAGAGGAGAUCGGCUUCCCAGUUUUCUCAUCAUUACGUUCCUUGUUUUCAGAUUGUUUGUCCUAUGGGUGCGAGCAAGGUUAGGGGUUUAUAGAAUGUG